UUAUCAAAUUUGUACCUGGGUCACGCCCACCUUACAACUCACAUGGGUCAUUGAGAAAGGAGUAUUUCAGAAGUAUUCUUACAUAAGAGUUAAUUAUCCAAUACAGAAAAUGGUGCAAAAGAUUAAUAUAGAAGGACACGAUGCCUACUGCAAAGCUUUAGAAGAGCAUAAAGGGAAAACUCUGUUUGCACUUUUUUGUGGAAAUGAAGACCCUGCCACUGGUAAAAGUUGGUGCCCAGAUUGUGUUGUAGCUGAACCAGUUGUGGAAAGGAAUUUAAAACAUGUCCCGGAUGAUGCUGUAUUAAUUCACUGCAGUGUGGGUGAUAGACCAUACUGGAAAGAUCAGAACAAUGCUUUCAGGACAGACCCCAAAUUAAAACUGAAGUCAGUACCUACACUAAUGAAGGUUGGAACGCCACAAAGACUAGAAGAGGAACAAUGCACCAAAGAUGAUUUAAUACAGAUGUUGUUUGAGGACUAAUAGUAAUAUACCUACCUACCUCUUACCCAUUUAAUACAUACAUUCCCUCUGUUCUUUAUCACAGUUUGAUUAAAACCUAUUAAAUGAUCUUCAACUAACCAUGACAAUAAAUUACCAUUAAAUUAAUUUAACGCUGUAAUCUCUUUACAGGUUUACAGGUGUAAAGAAUAACAAUCUAGUGACGCAAAAAAAAAAGAGACUGAAAUUGACCUUUUAAAAUUAUUGUUUCUCCUGUGUGAAGUUUGUACAUCAAGUUUGCUGAUUGUUUUAAUGUACAUAAUGUAGUUUAUAAAAUGAGUUAACAGAUCUAUUCUUUUUAAGUUUAAAUCAUAUACAGCAUAUCUCAGUGUAUUUUUUAUAAAAACCUGGUUAGACCUCAAAAGAUCAUGAUUUUCUUCCCAACACAUUCUAAUAGACAUUUGUUGUAAGUUAAUUGUGAAAUAUUCAUAGUGUGUGUUUACAAUAUUUAUUAACAUUUAUUUUUGUCAAUGGAAAUAAAAAACAUUAGUACA
Molecule: messenger RNA, 993 nt
Organism: Gigantopelta aegis
Lineage: Eukaryota; Metazoa; Mollusca; Gastropoda; Neomphalida; Peltospiridae
Product: thioredoxin domain-containing protein 17-like
Exons: 5
Coding region: 110-481 (123 amino acids)
Cellular component (GO): cytosol
Molecular function (GO): protein-disulfide reductase [NAD(P)H] activity
Source: RefSeq, a predicted model, not a curated record